AUGUCUAUUGCCUUCACCAGCCAAGCCCAUGCUCUGGAGACCGUCGUUUCGGUGCUAGCGAGGCACAAAACCGAUGAUUACUACGCAUAUGAACGGGGGGAAAAUUGGUACAUAGGCAUUGGAAGUCAAGCAUCGUUAGUGUUAGACUCCAAAGGAGAGACUGUGACCGUCAAUACAGAAUCCAGUCAAACAUCACGCCCAAUGGAUGGAUCCUCGGUUACUGAUAUUGCGAGAGAAUUCGUCUCCCAUAACAUGAAACGUGGUUGCAGGAUAUUCGGCCAAGCUGGGUUCAACUAUGCUGCACAUAUUCGUGGACAAGCAUUUACAUGUGGCAACUGGCCUCUUCUAGCCCUGCUAGUACCUCGCAUCGAAAUUCUUCUUCAUCAACAUACUGUUACUCUGAAGGGAAUUCGCGACGGAGAAGUGAAGGGCUUAUAUGAGUCGAUCCAGCAUGACACUGGCGGCCUUGGUCUAAUCCGCCCUCAGAAUAUCCAGCCCAUCGACACGCAAGACAUCAAAGGCGAUUACACUGAUAGGGUUGAAAGGGCUCUCUCGGAUAUAGCCCGAGGCCAGUACACGAAAGUCAUUCCAUCACGCGCUGUAGAAAUCAAGUACAAGAUCGACAUGCCAGCUACUCUGCUGGCUGGAACGCGAUCAGCCUUAGGAACAAAUGAAGAAGUCGAGAAUCUGCGACAUGAGUUGCUAAACGACCCGAAGGAAAUUGUGGAACAUGUCGUAUCGGUGAGAGAGGCGAUUACAGAGCUUCGACAGCUGUGUCAGCCAGAUACUAUCAAGGUCGAAGAUCUGAUGUCAAUCAGAACGCGUGGCUCUGUUCAGCAUCUAGGGUCUCGUGUUGCUGGGACACUAUCACCCGAAAAGGAUGUGUGGGAUGCUUUUAAUGUCCUGUUCCCGUCAAUUACAGCAUCUGGAAUUCCGAAGCAUGCAGCUAUCGAAGCCAUCAAAUACCUGGAGGAUGAGCCGCGAGAACUCUACUCUGGCGCCGUCUUCAUGAUUGAAGAUUUACAAUCUUUUGAAGCAGCACUGGUCUUGCGCACUGUUUUCCAGGAUCAGACUCGUGGUUGGAUCCAAGCCGGAGCUGGCGUCAUCUCUCAAUCCAACCCGCAGCGAGAGCUGAUGGAAACUCGCGAGAAGUUGGCAAGCAUUGCACCGUUCGUGAUUCCGGAUAUUUCAACUUGA
This is a messenger RNA of Penicillium egyptiacum, 1197 nucleotides long. The record is from the annotation of a GenBank genome assembly. NCBI's taxonomy places the organism in Eukaryota, Fungi, Ascomycota, Eurotiomycetes, Eurotiales, Aspergillaceae.